Messenger RNA from Metopolophium dirhodum (rose-grain aphid), 3177 nucleotides. Its product is annotated as tigger transposable element-derived protein 4-like. The transcript is spliced from 2 exons. The record is from RefSeq and is a predicted model, not a curated record. The coding region runs from base 1033 to 2547 and encodes 504 amino acids. Gene Ontology annotation, cellular component: nucleus. Gene Ontology annotation, molecular function: DNA binding. NCBI's taxonomy places the organism in Eukaryota, Metazoa, Arthropoda, Insecta, Hemiptera, Aphididae.
CAUAAUAUAUAAUUUACGAUUGAAACAUUUUUUUUUUUUUUUUUAAAUCGGAAAUAAACCGAUCACACCGUGACACUAUUUUACACGUAAUUAUUGUUGUAUAGGACUAGCGCCGUCUCGCCCGGACGAUGUCUGUCGCGGUAUUAUAAUAUUGUACUAUUUUUUUUAUAGGUAUACCUAUACCUAUAUUUAGAUAUCUACCUAUAUUCGCUUCGCCGUCUCGGUAAUAUUUUAUUAUAAUAUGAUGCGUGCGUAUUAUAAAAUAUGUGUACAAUAUUAAUAUAUAUGUCCGUGACGACGAUAUAACAUUCGUACCGAAAUUAUACGCCCGCUAUAAACACAACCGCUGCGAGAGCUGAAGAUGAUACAACCGCGAACGCGCCCCGCUCGUAUGCAAUAUACCAAUAUGGUCGUCGCCGGCCGUAUAUUAUACUUGUGUCAUAUUAUGUCAAUAUGAUCGCCUUCGAAAUAUCGAUCGUACCUAUAUAUUAUAAUAUGCUGUAGAUUUAUUAUUAAUAUAUAUUAUAAUAUUAUCAGUUAAACAUUAUACACGACAAUAUUAUAGUAUACAUUGAUAUAUUUAUGCUAUACGCGGUGGAGGAUCAUCAUCAGCUAUAAAUCCGCGAACUCCGACGGCCGUACAAAAAAGUACCACUCCCUUCCCACCCCGCAGAGUUUCGACUUGUAAUAAUAAUAGGCACAAGUAAGCGUACUUUAUCAUACAAUAUGUAACAAUGCUGCUGCAAUAAAAUACUAUUGUCUAUAUAUACACUUAACUUCGAUAAAAUCGAAUCUGUACAUCUACGGUAAAUUUUGCAAUUUUUCGGAUUGUUACCAUUUACCAAUAUAUACGGUUGCAGUUUUAUUUAUAUUUAUAUAAGACUCGUGUAUCUGCAGUAGUGCAGUGUAUUUGGGUUUGAUAAUAAAUACUAUACGUUUAGUAGUUUACGCGAUCGUGCGGGUUUUUUUGAAACUGUGUUGUGGAAGCGUGGAUUUACUGUUAUUGUUAAAACACAAUUUUUAUAUUUAAAUAUGUCGAAACGUAAAUUAAAAAUCUUAACGAUUGCGGAAAAAGUCAACGUCAUUCAUAUGGUCGAACAUAGCGGGAAAAAAAAUUAUGAAGUAGCAAACGCAUUUGGCAUACCGAGCUCUACGUUAUCGACUAUUUUAAAAAAUAAAACGAAAAUUUUGACAAAUUUCAAAUUGCAACCAAGUCGGAAGAAAAUUAAGCUAUCUGAGUUUCCGAAUCUGGAUUCUAGUUUAUUCAAAUGGUAUGUCCAGUGUAAGGAUAGUAACCUACCCGUAAGUGGACCUAUAUUAAAAGAAAAGGCUAACAUAUUUGCAAAGUCACUGGGUUACACGAAUUUCAAAAAUAGCACUGGAUGGCUGGAUAAAUGGAAAAAACGAAACAACAUUACUUUACGAAAACCUUGCAGUGGAAAUUUGUCUAAUUCAUCUGUCAGUAAAGAUCAACAUUGUAUUAAAUGGAAAAAUGAUAUUUUAACAAUAAUCAAUGAAUAUUCACCUAACGACAUUUUCAAUGCAGACGAGAUGGGAAUUUUUUACAGAUGUCUACCGGACAGUACUCAGCAGCUAUCUUAUGGAGAAGACGAUUGCCGCGAUGGCAAACGAAGUAAAGAACGCGUUACUGUUCUUUUGUGUACGAAUAUGAGUGGUACCGAAAAAAUCAAACCUUUGCUUAUCGGAAAGCCUACUAAACCAAGAUGCUUCAGAGGAAUUAAAUCUUUGCCAAUAGACUACGAAUCAAAUCCAAAAGCAUGGAUGACGGCUUUUUUGUGGAAUAAAUGGCUUAAACAAUUUGAUGAAAAGCUGUUCAUGGAAAAUCGUAAGAUUAUAUUAUUUAUUGAUAAUUGCACUGCUCAUGUCAUCGUCCCAAAUUUAAAAGCGAUUACUAUCAAGUUUUUCCCAACCGACAGCACUUCGAAACUCCAACCACUCGACCACGGCAUAAUCCAAAACUUCAAGGUUUUUUAUAGAAAAGAAGUGAUACGUAAAAUAACUUCACAUAUUGAACUCCAAUGCACUAUUUCAAUUGAUUUGUUACAAGCUGUAAGAAUAACUGACAAAUCAUGGAGACAAGUUACGUCGGAAAUAAUAGCAAAUAGUUUCAAAAAAGCGGGAUUUCAACACCCGGGUACACUUGUUCAAACAAUCCCCUCCUACCAAGAACCCUAUCAAGAAAAAAAUCAUCCUGAAUGGUCGUAUAUUAAACAAAAGUACAAUUUAAUGCCAGAAUUUACAUUUAACAGUUAUGUCAAAAUUGACGAUAACCUAACAGUGUGUAGCAAUUUAAAUGAUUCUGAAAUAAUAUCUGCAGAAGUUGCAGGAUUAACAAAAUGUACACAUGAUAAUGACAGAGACGAUUAUUCAACUUCAAGAAAAGUUGCUUAUAAAGAAGCCACAAGAGCGUUAGAAAUUUUACGUGAUUUUAUUGAAACAACAGAAGGAAUGGAUAAUAUUCAUUUUGAAGCAUUAGGAACCAUAGAAGAUGCCAUGGAUAAAAUAAAACAUACAGAAAAACUUUAAGUAUUUUAGGAAAAAAAAAUGUUUGUCUAAAGUAAUAUAAUUUAAUUACUAAUUAUUCUAAUAUAUAUAAAUAAUACUACGCAGUAUAAUUCCUAAUUACCUACCUAUAGCCUAUAGAUAUUCACACUGUAUACUAUUCUGCCUAGAAAUGUAUAAACUGGGUAUUUUUUAUAUUUUUCAGACAUAUUCGGUACUUUAUAGUUUAUGUAGGGUAUUUUGGCAUAUUGUUCUAUAAUAAUAGUACCUAUCUACUAAUAGUUUAGAGAAGGUUAUAUCAAUUGAAUAAAAAACGGGAUAUUUUAUUUAUAAAAUUUCAACAACUCAAUCGAUUUUAAAAUUCAAUUCUUAAAAUAUUGUACUAUUACUAUAUAAUAUAUUAUAUAAUACUAUUAACCUAAAUAUAUUAUAGUUAGGUUAAAUAAUAUUACUAAGGUACAUUAUUUUUUAGGUGUGGAAAAUGUAAUUUAACUAAAAACAUUUUAGUUAUUUUAUCAAAAACGAGAUUUAAUAGACACAGAAAAAACCUAAUAAUGAUAACACAAAAGUAUGAAAUAAAUUUCUAUGUCUACAACCUACCUAAUGUAAUAAUUAUUAUUAUAGUUCUAAUUACCUAAUAUAAGCAUAAUACUU